ACAGGGAGGUCAUGCCCAUGGGUUUAUGCCACUACCAGCCAUGGGUCUUUGGGGAAUACUUUGCCUUUUAAUUUUCCUGGACAAAACUUGGGGACAGGAACAAACCUACGUCAUUUCAGCGCCCAAAAUCUUCCGGGUCGGCUCAUCUCAAAAUGUGGUAAUUCAAGCCCAUGGCUACACUGAAGCAUUUGAUGCAACUCUCUCUCUAAAAAGCUAUCCUGACAAAAAGGUGACCUUCUCUUCAGGCUACACUAACUUGUCCCCGGAAAACAAAUUCCAAAACUCGGCACUGUUGACACUACAGCCCAGUCAAGUUCCUAGAGAAGAAAGCCCAGUCUCUCACGUGUAUCUGGAAGUUGUGUCAAAACACUUUUCAAAAGCAAAGAAAAUACCAAUUACCUAUGACAAUGGAAUUCUCUUCAUCCAUACGGACAAACCUGUCUACACUCCAGACCAGUCAGUAAAGAUUAGAGUCUAUUCUCUGAGUGACGACUUGAAGCCAGCCAAACGGGAGACUGUCUUAACUUUCAUAGACCCCGAAGGAGCAGAAGUUGACAUCGUAGAAGAAAAUGAUUAUACCGGAAUUAUCUCUUUUCCUGACUUCAAGAUUCCAUCUAAUCCUAAGUAUGGCGUUUGGACAAUUAAAGCUAACUAUAAGAAGGAUUUUACAACAACUGGAACUGCAUACUUUGAAAUUAAAGAAUAUGUCUUGCCACGAUUCUCUGUUUUAAUAGAACCAGAAAGUAACUUCAUUGGCUAUAAAAACUUUAGGAACUUUGAAAUCACUGUGAAAGCAAGAUAUUUUUAUAAUAAAGCGGUCUCUGAUGCUGAAGUGUAUGUCUUUUUUGGAUUGAGAGAGGACAUAAAAGAGGAUGAGAAGCAGAUGAUGCACAAAGCCACGCAAGCUGCAAAUUUGAUUGACGGAGUUGCUCAGAUCUCUUUUAAUUCUGAAACAGCAGUUAAAGAGCUGUUCUACAACAGCCUAGAAGACUUAAACAACAAGUACCUUUAUAUUGCUGUAACAGUCACAGAAACUUCAGGUGGAUUUUCAGAAGAGGCAGAAAUCCCCGGCAUCAAAUAUGUCAUCUCUCCCUACACACUGAAUUUGGUCGCUACCCCUCUUUUUGUGAAGCCGGGGAUUCCAUUUUCCAUCAAGGCACAGGUGAAGGAUUCGCUCGAGCAGACGGUAGGAGGGGUCCCAUUAAUGCUGAUGGUACAAACAGUCAAUGUGAAUCAAGAGACAACUGACUUGGAAACAAAGAGGAGCAUCACGCACGCCUCUGAUGGAGUAGCUUUGUUUGUGGUGAACGUCCCAUCAAACGUGACGGCGCUGAAGUUUGAGGUCAGAACCGAUGCCCCAGAACUUCCCGAAGAAAAUCAAGUCAGCAGGGAGUACGAAGCAGUGGCCUACUCGUCUCUCAGUCAAAGUUACCUUUACAUCGCUUGGACUGAAAACUACAAGCCCAUGCUUGUGGGAGAAUACCUGAAUAUUAUGGUUACCCCCAAGAGCCCAUAUAUCGACAAAAUAACUCACUAUAAUUACUUGAUUUUAUCCAAAGGCAAAAUUGUACAGUAUGGCACAAGAAAGAAACUUUUCUCUUCAACUUAUCAAAAUAUAAACAUUCCAGUGACACAGAACAUGGUUCCUUCAGCACGACUCCUGGUCUAUUACAUAGUCACGGGGGAGCAGACAGCAGAAUUAGUGGCUGACGCAGUCUGGAUAAAUAUUGAGGAGAAGUGUGGCAACCAGCUCCAGGUCCGUCUGUCUCCAGAUGAAUAUAUGUAUUCUCCAGGCCAAACUGUGUCCCUUGACAUGGUGACUGAAGCAGACUCGUGGGUAGCACUAUCCGCAGUGGACAGAGCUGUGUAUAACGUCCAGGGAAAAGCCAAAAGGGCCAUGCAAAGAGUCUUUCAAACUUUGGAUGAUAAGAGUGACCUGGGCUGUGGGGCAGGUGGUGGCCAUGACAAUGCAGAUGUAUUCCACCUAGCUGGGCUCACUUUCCUCACCAACGCAAACGCAGAUGACUCCCAUUACCACGACGACUCUUGUAAAGAAAUUCUCAGGCCAAAGAGAGACCUGCAUCACCUAAAGCAGAAAAUAAAAGAACAAGCUGCUAAGUACAAACACCCCGUGCCAAGGAAAUGCUGCUAUGACGGAGCCCGAGUGAACUUCUACGAAACCUGUGAGGAGCGAGUGGCCCGGGUUACCUUAGGCCCUCUCUGCAUCAGGGCCUUCAUCGAGUGCUGUACUACUGCGACCAAGAUCCGAAAAGAAAGCCCCCAUAAGCCUGUCCAGCUGGGAAGGAUCCACAUUAAGACCCUGUUACCAGUGAUGAAGGCAGAUAUCCGAAGCUACUUUCCAGAGAGCUGGCUAUGGGAAGUUCAUCGUGUUCCCAAAAGAAACCAGCUGCAGGUCGUGCUGCCUGACUCACUAACGACCUGGGAAAUUCAAGGCAUUGGCAUUUCAGACAAUGGUAUAUGUGUUGCUGAUACACUCAAGACAAAGGUGUUCAAAGAAAUCUUCCUGGAGAUGAACAUACCGUAUUCUGUUGUACGAGGAGAACAGAUCCAAUUGAGAGGAACUGUUUACAACUAUAUGACCUCAGGGACAAAGUUCUGUGUUAAAAUGUCUGCUGUGGAGGGGAUCUGCACUUCAGGAAGCUCAGCUGCUAGCCAUCACACCUCCAGGCCCUCCAGAUGUGUGCCCCAGAGGAUAGAGGGUUCGUCCAGUCACUUGGUGACCUUCAGCCUGCUUCCUCUGGAAAUUGGCCUUCACUCCAUAAACUUCUCACUUGAGACCUCAUUUGGGAACGAAAUCUUAGUAAAGACAUUACGGGUAGUGCCAGAAGGAGUCAAGAGGGAAAGCUCUGCCGGCGGGACUCUGGACCCUAAGGGAAUUCGUGGUAUUGUUACCAGACGAAAGGAAUUCCCAUACAAGAUACCAUUAGAUUUGGUCCCCAAGACCAAAGUUGAAAGGAUUUUGAGUGUCAAAGGGCUGCUUAUAGGGGAGUUCUUGUCCACGGUUCUGAGUAAGGAAGGCAUCGACAUACUAACCCACCUCCCCAAGGGUAGUGCUGAGGCAGAGCUCAUGAGCAUAGUUCCAGUGUUCUAUGUUUUCCACUACCUGGAAGCAGGAAACCAUUGGAAUAUUUUCUAUCCUGAUACAUUGAGUAAAAAACAGAGCCUGAAGAAAAAAAUAAAAGAAGGGAUGGUGAGCGUCAUGUCCUACAGAAACGCUGACUAUUCCUACAGCAUGUGGAAAGGGGCGAGCGCUAGUACCUGGCUGACAGCUUUUGCUCUGAGAGUGCUUGGACAGGUGGCCAAGUAUGUAAAACAGGAUGAAAACUCAAUUUGUAACUCUUUGCUAUGGCUGGUCGAGAAGUGUCAGCUGGAAAACGGAUCUUUCAAGGAAAAUUCCCAAUAUCUACCAAUAAAAUUACAGGCUGAUGCUGGGGAAGGAAAGAUAACUGUCUUCUGCUCUUGCUUCCAGAAAAUCUACACAGCGCUAGAUAAAGCCGACUCCUUCCUGCUUGAAAACGCCCUGCCAUCCAAGAGCACCUUCACACUGGCCAUUGUAGCCUAUGCUCUUUCCCUAGGAGACACAACCCACCAGAGGCUUCGUCUAAUCGUGUCAACCCUGAAGAAGGAAGCUUUUGUUAAAGGUGAUCCACCUGUUUACCGUUACUGGAGGGAUACUCUCAACCAUCCAGACAGCUCUGUGCCCAACAGCGGCACAGCAGGUAUGGUUGAAACCACGGCCUAUGCUUUGCUCGCCAGCCUGAAACUGAAGGAUAUGAAUUACGUCAACCCGAUCAUCAAGUGGCUAUCUGAAGAGCAGAGGUAUGGAGGCGGCUUUUAUUCCACCCAGGAUACAAUUAAUGCCAUCGAGGGCCUGACAGAAUAUUCACUCCUGAUGAAACAACUUCAUUUGGAUAUGGACAUCAAUGUCUCCUACAAACACAAAGGUGACUUGCACAAGUAUAAGGUGACAGAGAAGCAUUUCCUGGGGAGGCCAGUGGAGGUACCUCUCAAUGAUGACAUUGUUGUCACCACAGGCCACAGCAGUGGCCUGGCCACAGUAUACGUAAAAACUGUGGUUCACAAAACUAGUGUCUCUGAUGAAUUUUGCAGCUUUUAUUUGAAAAUUGAUACCCAAGAUGUUGAAGCAUCCAGCCACUCCAGGCUCAGUGACUCUGAAUACAAGCUCAUAAUAGCAUGUGCCAGCUACAAGCCCAGCAAGGAGGAGUCGACAUCCGGGUCCUCCCAUGCGGUAAUGGAUAUAUCACUGCCGACUGGAAUGGAAGCAAACCACGAAGAUUUACGUGCUCUUGUGGAAGGAGUGGAUCAACUACUAACUAAUUACCAGAUCAAAGAUGGCCAUGUCAUUCUGCAACUGAAUUCGAUCCCCUCUAGAGAUUUCCUCUGUGUCCGGUUCCGGAUAUUUGAACUUUUCCGAGUUGGCUUUCAGAAUCCUGCUACCUUCACGGUGUAUGAGUAUCACAGACCAGAUAAGAAGUGCACCAUGAUUUAUAGCAUUUCUGAUACCAGGCUUCAGAGAGUCUGUGAAGGAGCGGAUUGCAAAUGCGUGGAAGUUGACUGUGCGCAACUGCAGGCAGAAGUGGACCUGGCCAUCUCUGCAGACUCCAGGAAAGAAAAAGCCUGUACACCAGAGAUUGCAUAUGCUUAUAAGGUCAGGAUCACAUCAGCCACUGUAGAAAACAUUUUCGUCAAGUACACUGCGAGUCUUCUGGCUUCUUACAAAACAGGGGAAGCUGCUGCUGAGGACUCUGAGGUCACCUUCAUUAAAAAGAUGAGCUGUACCAAUGCCGACCUGGUGAAAGGGAAGCAGUAUUUAAUCAUGGGCAAAGAGGUUCUGCAGAUCAAACACAAUUUCAGUUUCAAGUAUAUACACCCUCUAGAUUCCUCCACCUGGAUUGAAUAUUGGCCCACAGACACAACGUGUCCAUCCUGUCAAGCAUUUGUAGCAAAUUUGAAUGACUUUGCUGAAGACCUCUUUUUAAACGGCUGUGAAAAUUUCGGAUGAGCGAGGAUUCCUCCUGCCUGCAGCAUGAGUCGCUCCUCCUAGGAGCCAGGCUGUCUUGGAAACCUAGCCUAGAAUCCGAUAAACUUUCUUUAGAGUAAAGCACAAGCUGAUGAGUUACAACUUUGUGAAAUGCUAUAGCCUUGAGGGGAGGCGAAGACAGGUCCCCCAAGGCUAUGGGACAUCAGUACCAAUAAACUGAAACAACUCUGUAAUGUUAGCAGUCUGGGGCAUUUGUUGGGGCGGGAAAAAGAGACCCACUGAAAUUGUAGCCCCUUAUCAAAACAUGGCCUUGCUUGAAAGAAAAAUACCAAGGACAGAAAAUGCCAUAAAAUCUUGACUUUGCACUCAA
Molecule: messenger RNA, 5393 nt
Organism: Mus pahari (shrew mouse)
Lineage: Eukaryota; Metazoa; Chordata; Mammalia; Rodentia; Muridae
Product: complement C5
Exons: 40
Coding region: 26-5044 (1672 amino acids)
Cellular component (GO): extracellular region
Molecular function (GO): endopeptidase inhibitor activity; protein binding
Source: RefSeq, a predicted model, not a curated record